This is a messenger RNA of Melopsittacus undulatus (budgerigar), 3102 nucleotides long. RefSeq names its product ethylmalonyl-CoA decarboxylase 1 (gene ECHDC1). The coding region runs from base 128 to 1030 and encodes 300 amino acids. Gene Ontology annotation, molecular function: catalytic activity. The record is from RefSeq and is a predicted model, not a curated record. NCBI's taxonomy places the organism in Eukaryota, Metazoa, Chordata, Aves, Psittaciformes, Psittaculidae. The transcript has 6 exons. Gene Ontology annotation, biological process: fatty acid beta-oxidation. Gene Ontology annotation, cellular component: cytosol.
GUAAUGUGGUUGCUGUGGAAAUUCCUGCUAUAUUUCAAUGAGGAUUAUACCUGCCCCGACAGAGGCAUUUUCCAUUUCAGUGUAGGAUGGUACAGCCAACGACGAGAUAAAUGUUCACCUAACAGAAAUGGUCAUUUUUAUAUGGAAGAACUUACUUCAAACAACAAAGGAAAGGAUACUCCAGCAGAGAAGGAUGUCAGUGUAUAGUCAGGCUCAUGGUUAUGAGGAAGAACUGAUAAAGAAGAAACUUCAGCAGUUUGCUGGUGGAUCCAUCAACCUUACCAAAGAAGACAAUGGCAUUGGAAUACUUACUUUGAACAACCCAAAGUCAAUGAAUGCAUUUACAGGUACUAUGAUGCUGGAACUUCAGGAGAAGGUAACAGAACUGGAAAACUGGAAAGAUGGCAAAGGCCUUAUCAUCUACGGUGCAGGAAACACCUUUUGCUCAGGAUCUGAUUUGAAUGUUGUCAAAGCCAUGUCCAAGUUCCAGGAUGGGAUGAAUAUGUGCAUGUUUAUGCAAAACACCUUAACCAGACUUAUGAGAUUGCCUUUGAUCAGUGUUGCACUAGUCCAAGGAAAAGCUAUUGGAGGAGGAGCAGAACUUACCACGGCAUGUGAUUUCAGAUUGAUGACGCCUGGCAGUGAAAUUCGAUUUGUCCAUAAGCUCAUGGGUCUGGUGCCAGGCUGGGGAGGAGGUGCCCGGCUGGUGAGGAUCGUCGGCAGCAGGGCUGCCCUCCAGCUCCUCAGUGGGGCUACCAGGGUGGACACUGAGAGGGCUUUGCACCUUGGGCUCUCAGAGGAGACACUCUCAUCCUCGGAUGAAGCUGGAGCGUUAGAAGAAGCCCGAGCCUGGCUAAGUCAGUACACAGAAGGUCCAGUCAGCGUGAUUCGGGCUGCAAAAGAGGUGGUGGCAGGGGGAAGAGAGCUACCGCUGGAAGCAGCCCUACGGACAGAGAAGGACAUUUUUGGAACUCUGUGGGGUGGGCCUGCCAACUUGCAGGCACUGGCUAGAAGUCUAAAACAUAAAUGACCGCCAGUGCAUAAGAAAUAUUCCUGACCUUUUUGCAAACAAAGCUUUCGCUAAAGCAGGUGUUUAACUGAAUCAUUUAAGGGCUUCAUCAUUUAAACUGACAUUAACAUUCCAAUCAUUCACAUCAGGCAGACAUAUUUGGUGUGCAACCACAUAGAAAUCCCUUGCAGAUUCUUUGCUGUGCUAAUCAUUCACUGAAUGGAGAUUAGUGAAAUUAGUAUGUAAAGGUAAAUACAGUGCUGAGGAUAGAGCUAUAAUUCUUCUGGAAUGAGGCUGAAGAUUAUUUUCUUCAGAGUUAAUUUUGUUUUUCUAACUGGUAUGGAAAUAAAUUGCUUGAAAGAUACCAGGUGUAUUUAUUUGCAGAACAGGUGCAUCUAAAGUUGCAGAAUAUGAGUUUCUGCACAUGAAACUAGUGUCUUUAAGCAGCUUGGAAGUGAUGGUAACUGCUGAGAGGAUAGCUUUUGUUUUUUUCAUUGUCAGUCAGUUCUUUUUAUAAGUGAUGAGAAAGUAUCCAAGGAUACUUAAAUUUUAAUUAUUUUUACAGGAGAAGCUCUAAGUUACUGAGAAGUUUAUCGCCCUCAUUCACUGACAGUGAUUCAGGUCUUUAAAUGCAUUUAGGUGCCAUCUCACUGUUUGAGGAGCCAGCUACCUACGUCUGCAUCUGCACAUUUGCAUAGCCUCCACCUGUGCUGUUGAGCAGGUACAAAGCUGCCGACCUCAUUCUUUACAGAGAACCCAGCUGGAAUCUUGGAAGCCCAUGAUGUACCAUGCAUCCAAAUGGGAUAUCCUUGACUGACUGGGUGGUCUGAGUACUCUAGCAUUCUGGAAGGAUGUAUAGAUCUGAAUACCUUUUUCUUCAGGGUAUUUUUACUGGUAGAGCAUAUUUGGGCUGACCAGAUUUGGCACUCCACCUCCGAUUCAUGCUGGUGACUGUACAAGUAACUAGAUAACUCAGUGAUUUUAGAAAUCAGAAACUGACACCAAGUCCCUACUUUGGUAGAUGAAUCUCAAAACGAAACAGGAAAGUCCCUCUCUGGAUUUCUUGUAGGCCCCCUUUAGGUACUGGAAGGCUGCUCUAAGGUCUCCCUGGAGUCGUCUCUUCUCCAGCCUGAACAAGCCCAACUCAGCCUGUCUUUAUAGGAGAGGAACUUCAGUCCUCUGAUCAUCUUCACAGCCCUUGUCUGGACUCACUUGAGCAGGUCCACAUCCUUCUCUUCUUGGGGUACACAGAGCUGAAUGUGGUAUUGCAGGUGAGGUCUCAUGAGAGCGGAGUAGGACUUCUACAGUGUGGCAAGGUUCUGCAGUUGCAGACAGCAAGGUCUUGGGGCAGAUCAAUGAUGGAAAUUAGGCCUGAAUUGCCUGUUAAGAUUCUGCAGCUUUUGAGCAGAUGCUCUGCUCUGCUGGGUAUGUUUCAUUAUAUGGCUUUCACAGUGUGGAGUGUGUAUAGCCUGAAGCAACCGAAGAAAUGCUUGGGAAAGGGAUAUAUUUUGAGUUGGCACCUCAGGGAUGGUAAAGCACUUACUCUACACUGUUGAUCCUGUCUGUUUGCCUUCACACCUGAAGCUGUUGCUGGGGGAAAAUUUCAAACCUCUCUUUUCCAGAAAUAAGUUCAGUUUUCACUUCCACGUUAAAGUGACACAAAUGGGAACGUGGGGAGAGAGCAGUGGUACGGUUUGUGCCUCUUCCCCCUACAAGCCCCUUUUUAUCCAGCAGCUCAGUUGUUAGUCCCCUGUGCAGCUAGAUUCUUUCCUGUGUACUCUGAAGGACUUCAAACUCAUUGCUUCUGAAGUACGGAUGUUUGAAUAUAGUCAGGCAGUACCUGACUGUUUAGUAAUGAACUUUUCUGCUUUUCAUGAAAUUCUUCAACACUCAUGAGGGAUUCCAGACUGCCAGCAUCACUGAACCUUCAGAGCAUGUUCCAGUCUGUGCUCAUCUGACUUCUUCAAGCAACAGCCCAUUGCCGUGGGUCAAAAAAAUUACUCUUUAAAGGGCAACUGCUUAUGUCUUUGGUAGUAACAAAUUUGCCUUUACUGUGAUUAUGUUUAUAAAAUGGAUGUAAAAAUUGCUUAGAA